Messenger RNA from Eruca vesicaria subsp. sativa (arugula), 1005 nucleotides. The record is from the annotation of a GenBank genome assembly. Lineage: Eukaryota; Viridiplantae; Streptophyta; Magnoliopsida; Brassicales; Brassicaceae.
AUGGGUAAGGGGUCAAAGAGCUCAAGGAAAGGGAAAAAAGCAUGGAGAGCUAACAUAAGCACUGAGGACAUUGAAGAUUUCUUCGAGAAAUCCACCAAAGACGCUCUCUCCGGUGGAAACCUCUCCGCCGCUCCAAGCGAGGAACUGUUCCACGUCGACAAAUCUCAUGAUAUUCCGGUGAAACGGAAGAUUGAGAAAAACAGAGAGAAGGUGCUUAGAUGUGACAGUGUCUUAAAGAAGAACCCUUUUGUUCAGGUUGUGUCAUCUUCGAAACCCAAGUCGAAGAUUAGUAAGAAGAAGACAAACGUUGUAGAAAGAAAAACACCUAAACAAGCUCAAAAGAAUGUUGAUGACGGUUCUGUAAUGAUGGACUUGUGGGGUGAUGAUAAUAAUAGUGGUAUGUUUAGUAUUCAAAAAUUGACUUCGACAAUUCCAGCAGUAGAAGUUGAUCCUGCAGGAUGCUCAUACAACCCUACAGCUGAGAGUCACGAGGAUAUGUUGGCUGAAGCAGUUGCUCAAGAAAUGCAGAAAGUUUACAAAACUGAGCUAGGGCCUGAACCGGUUCCUUUGACUAUUGAUGGAGACGCAAACAUUGAAGACGAGGCUGGUCUUUUGAGUGUAUGUAAUAGAAUAAUUAAUGGGAAGAGUGCCUACUUUCUUGGUGUGGACAAUGGUAGCGAAGGUGAAGAGGAAGCAGACGCUGAAAAUGAAGUUUCUGAGGCUGGGAAUAAACUCCCAAGAACAACGAAGAGGGUAACCCGCGUGGUAUUGAAUAAGCGAUCUAGGCAAAAGGCGUUGCGAAAGUUGGAGACGAAAGAAAAGUUAAAAGAGAAGAUAUCAAAGGAAAUUGAUAGAUUUGAGGCUCCUCCUGUGCAAGUCCUCUUAACAGAAGAGAUGACUGGUUCACUUCGUAAGCUGAAGGCAUGCUGCACGCUUGCAAGAGAUCGAUUCAAGAGCUUGGAGAAGCGAGGAAUACUUGUGCCGUCAAAAAACAUUAGAAGGUAA